GUGCUCACCACCAUGCACUCUCAUUAUCCUCAAGAAAAAUAGCUAUUUCAGACCCAUUCAUUGUUCAAUCCCUUCGUCAACCUCUCAUUGCAAUUAGCUGAGUCUUUUUCUAGCCAGCUCGUUCAAUACUUGCACCAACUGAGUUACCGAGAAGCAACUUUCUUUCUUCUUUCUUUUUGUGAUCGGACAGAAGCAAUUUUCUGCAACUUGGAAAGCUGCCCUUUCUUGUACAAAUGGCUGAAAUUGCCGUACCAGUAGCGUUGUUUCUGGCGGACAAAGUGAUAAUGUUCCUCGACAAAAAAUUCAGCCGAUCGAGCUUUAAUAAUAAUAAUCCCCGCGAUGAUGCUGGAAGAGCCAGAAGCUGUUUAGAGAGGAUGCGAGCAUAUCUCAGUGACAACUCAUCAGCAGAACUGUCUGCUUACGAUGGAGGGUCUCAACAGUUUCAAACUCGUGUAAAAGAGAUCCGAAAUAUAGCUUAUGAAAUUGAAGACGUUCUUGACGAAUUUCUGCUUCAUGUCCCUCAUCAAUUCCACAACAACGACGUCUUUCAGAAGCUACACGAUGCUGUGAAAUUUCGCACGGUACAGAAAGCAAGCCGUGAGUUCUCGGACAGAAUUAAAAAUAUUGACAAGAAGCUAAAUUUUGUUUUCACUCUUGAUAAAAUUCCACAAUUUCCGGGACGAGAUCAAGAAAGUCGCCCAAGUUCCAGCACCACAAGACAUGGAGAUAGCACGGUGACUCAUCAUAACCAAUUCCUUGAAGAAGAAGAAAUGGUAGGGUUUGAGAAGCCUAAAGAAAAACUCAUCAGUCAGUUGAUGAAAGGAGAUCCAAGGUUUCCGAAUAUCUCGCUUGUAGGUCCUGGUGGCUCAGGCAAAACCACUCUUUUGAAGAAUGUCUUCCAGAGCAAAAAGGUCCAACGGUUUUUUGAAUGCCAUGCUUGGAUUGAUGUGCCGCGUGACUUGUGUCCCCGUAAACUUGAUGAGCUCUUGCCCAACAUGUUAAGCAAAUUUGAUCCAAAAGGCAAAAGGAAGGAAUCCAUUAAUCAUGAAGAUCCAAAGGCGCAAUUGGUAAGAGCUUUGAAGGGCAAGAAGUUUGUGGUCGUGUUAGAUAAUGUUUGGAGCAAACAAGAUUUGGAACGCAUUGUAAAUGUUUUACCAAAUGAUUUACCUGGGACUGGGAGUAAAAUAGUCAUAACUACUCGUUACUCUGAAGUAGCGUCUUCUCAUGCAAACUCUUCGUACAUCCACAAUAUGAGCAAUGUGUUGUCAUGGGAACAAGCUUGGAAUCUAUUCUGCCGAAAGGCUUUUCACAAGAGCGAAGGAAAGUGUCCAACCCAGAUUUUGGACUGGGCAGAGAAAAUCGUCAAGAAGUGUGAAGGCUUGCCCCUUGCAAUUUCAGCUGUUGGUACUUUGCUAGCAACGAAGCGACCAACUCCACUUGAUUGGAAGAAGUUACAUGACAGCCUUGGAUCAAAUGUUCCCAUUAUUACCCAAAUAUUGGAGCCCAGUUACAAGGACCUUCCAAGCCAUCUUAAGACUUGUUUCUUGUACUUUGGCAUGUUUCCUGAAGACUACUCCAUUAGCCGUGAAAGGCUAAUUCGCUUGUGGGUAGCUGAAGGAUUUGUGAUGCAGAACAGAUCAAGAAAACUAAUGGAGGAGGUUGCAGGAGGCUAUCUGAAUGAUCUCAUUGGAAGAAAUUUAGUUCAUGUGAGUUCAAGGGAAGUCGAUGGAAGAGUCAGAAGCUGCCGUGUACUGAACCUCGUUCGCGAGUUCAUCAUUGAAAAAGCGGAGAAUUUCAUCACUGUCUCGUUGGCAGCAAACUGCAGAGGUACUGCUCCAGGUGAGAAAAUUCGACACCUUUCUGUUCAUGAUGUUAGUAAGGGCAACAAUUUUUCAAGUGGUACAGAUUUGAGUUGUACUCGUACCAUACUAUUAAGUGGGCAGGGAAGUUAUGAUUCCGAGCUUGAAAGACUACUUAAAACCUUUAAAUUUUUAAGGGUUUUAGAUUUGCAAGGGAUAAAUUUGGACAACUUUCCCGAUUCUGUUUUUGGUCUCACCCUCUUGAGGUACAUAAGUCUAAGGCACACCGAUAUUAAAGAAGUGCCAAAGUCCAUAAAGAAGCUUGGAUUCUUGGAAACCUUAGACCUUAAGCACACAAAAGUGACCAAUUUACCAAAACAGAUUUAUAAGCUCCGCAAUUUGCACCACCUUUUAGUCUAUCGCUAUGAUGUCACGAAUUAUGUGACAUUUGAAGCUGCAAGAAGUGUGGAGCUCUCUGCAGGCAACAUUUCAUCUUUAUCCUCCAUACAAAAGUUGUCACUAAUUAGUGUAAAAAAUAACAGAAAAAUCAUAACAGCCUUACGAGAGUUGAAAGGUCUUAGGAAACUGGGGUUGACCGAUCUUCAAAAAGAAGAUGGAAGGAAGUUUGUUGUUCUCUUCAUGAAAUGGAGCAGCUCUCGACAUUGGAUGUACGAUCAACGAGCGAGGAGGACUUUCUGGAUUUGGAUCAUGGUGAAUUUCGUCCUGACUUUCUGCAACGCCUAUAUUUGAAAGGGCGCCUAGAAAGGCUGCCAAUGUGGAUUUCCAAACUUCACAGCGUAGUAAAGAUUGGUUUAAAGUGGUCAAAACUUCAGGCUAAUGAAAAACCACUUGAGGCCCUUCAAGCUUUGCCUGAGCUGAUGGAGCUCGAUUUGGUUCAGUACCACACCGGUGCAGAGUUGAAAUUCAAAGCUGAAACGUUCCACAAGCUAAAGAUAUUACAUAUUGAACAGUUUGAUCAGCUAAAUAAGAUGGUAGUCGAGAACGGGGCAAUGCCUAAGCUUGAGAAGCUAAUCAUGUCUAGAUGUCAAAAUUUGAGCUUACUUCCACUUGGAAUGGAGCAUCUUACGCAUCUCGACGAACUGCUUCUAUAUGACAUGCCUGAUGAGUUCAUCGCUAAGCUUGGGAAAGACAGUGAGGACCGUGCUCAUGUUGAGCAUAUUCGAGUCAUCCACUCUUUCCAUCUCGGGAGCAACCAGUCCUUCACUGGAUUUCAAAAUCUUUCCUGAUUGAGUUGACUCUAAAGAAACACAAGGCCACUGUGGGGGGAAGGAGAGUAACUGAAAUGGUGAUCAGGUGAAGGACGAACUGACGGUUAAGUUGGCUUAGAACUUUGCUGAAGUGAAGAAGGCAGGAAUUCACCAGUACAGAAAUGCUAUGGCCUUUUGCAUUUAUUUUAUAAACUUUAUAUUGUUGGCUAUGUUUUCGUCUAUGCAUUUUGUUAUUGUAAGGGGCAAACUUGAUGUCUAGUGAAUGAAAUUGAGCUGUGGCUCACCGCACGGCCAUAAAUAAGAGUUGAGUAACCACUGAUUAAUGAAUAUACACAUGUUAUAGUUCGGA
Malus domestica (apple) is the source of this 3377-nucleotide messenger RNA. RefSeq names its product disease resistance protein RPM1-like. Gene Ontology annotation, molecular function: ADP binding. The record is from RefSeq and is a predicted model, not a curated record. Lineage: Eukaryota; Viridiplantae; Streptophyta; Magnoliopsida; Rosales; Rosaceae. Gene Ontology annotation, biological process: defense response to other organism.